Molecule: messenger RNA, 411 nt
Organism: Diaporthe citri
Lineage: Eukaryota; Fungi; Ascomycota; Sordariomycetes; Diaporthales; Diaporthaceae
Exons: 2
Coding region: 1-411 (136 amino acids)
Source: RefSeq, a predicted model, not a curated record
AUGCCUUGUACGAUCGUCCGUAACUCGACCGGUGGGGGGAAUGAUGGGGCUCAGAGCACAGUCAAGGCUGCCAACACCUUCACUGGCGAUGUCUGGAUGGACAAGCUCGCGGGCCCCGUGGACGGCAUAAUGUGCAAUCAUGUCACCUUCCUUCCCGGUGCUAGGACUUACUGGCACCACCACGAAAACGGGCAGAUACUCGAGGUCAAAGCUGGAAGUGGGUGGGUGUGCGAUAAAGGCGGGAAGCCUCAGCGCAUCAGCGCGGGCGAUAUCGUUCAGUGCCCGGCUAAGACAGUUCAUUGGCAUGGCGCCGACGACGGCAGUAUGAUGAUGCAUCUCGCAAUUAGUCUUGGAAAGACCACUUGGAUGGAGGAGGUCAGUCAGGAGGAAUAUGGAGCGAAGAGUGGUUAG